UAUCCCCCGUUUUUUUCUAGGCGGAGUAAAAUUAAGGUACCGGUAGGUUAUUUUAUUUUGCUAACCGCGGUUGUCAUUGCUUAUACCCUAUAGUGAUUAUUUGGACGUAUAAAACAAUGUUAAUUUUCAAUGGACCCUACGUAGCUCAAUGUGGUUGAUGGAAUUUGUCUGCUACCAGCAUUUUGAUCCAUUAAGAGGAUUUUCCUUGUGUUAUUCUUAGAAAUCAGGAACUGCGAAUUGUUUUCAACCGGAAGAAGACCCGUGAGGUCAUGGGGGCAAAGUCAGUAGCAAAAUGGCGACUGUUGGGCGGGUUGUACAGGUACGCUUGUCUAACUGGGUAAUUUAUCGCUAUGCAACAACUCUUGUCACUCAAGCUGUGAAACCUCAUGCUCCACUAAUCAAGUUUCCCAACAGAGAGGGGGUACCCAGGCCGAAUGUCCAAGAGGCUCUUAAAACAUUAGCAGUCAGCUCUCCUAGUCCACCUCCACUUGUAGUGCCGCUGCCGUUAUCAAGACCCCCUGGACCUCUCACUCGGCUCCCUGGAACCCCAGACAGCUUGGCCACAGUGAAGGAACUCCCCCAAAGAUACCGCAGGAGAGCACUGGAAGCAGAAGAGAUGGACUAUAUUCAGCGUGGUGGACCAGAGUGAACUUGAGUGACUCAGUGAAUGCAACCAAGGUCCUUAUCUGUGGAAAUCAGUUUUUUUGCCUAAUUUUGUUCUUCAACAAGAGGACCUGCUGCAACACCUCAUUAAACGUCAUGCAGAAUAAAGUUUUUAUUCAUGUUGAAAUUGUAUAUAUAAAGUUUAUUUUUAAAGAUGUGACUGUAGAUAUUUUUUGCUUGAUUCUACCUUAAUUUCAAUGGGUACAUUUUAAUUGUUUUAUUUUAGAAGAAAAGCCAUUACAGUAAAUCUUCCAAUUAUACUAUUUGUUAAGCACCCACCUCAUUCAGUGCUCACUAUUUUACACCUUCACUUAAUUCAAACCUUGAAGGUUAAUGUUGGCAUCAACAGUACAUCUGUGUACCAUUGACCAGCCCGUUAUCCCAUCCCUACACUACAUUGUCGAUAGUUGCAUAUUUCUAUGACAAGGACCAGACUGAAUUACGCCACAAAACUGAAGAAAAUGAAGGGCUCAUUUCUCAAGGCCCAGAUUAACAUGGAUUAAUCUGGUGCAAAUUUGUUCGGGUACAAAGCAAGUAGGAUACAUAAUGGAAGUGAAUGGAUUUUGAUUGAUAUUGGACAAGAAUGAUUAAAAUGAUUACUGUGAAA
This is a messenger RNA of Oncorhynchus nerka (sockeye salmon), 1270 nucleotides long. RefSeq names its product alpha-ketoglutarate dehydrogenase subunit 4 (gene kgd4). The record is from RefSeq and is a predicted model, not a curated record. Bases 293 to 649 code for a protein of 118 amino acids. Gene Ontology annotation, biological process: 2-oxoglutarate metabolic process. NCBI's taxonomy places the organism in Eukaryota, Metazoa, Chordata, Actinopteri, Salmoniformes, Salmonidae. Gene Ontology annotation, molecular function: oxoglutarate dehydrogenase (succinyl-transferring) activity. The transcript has 5 exons.